AUGCCCCUGCCCGUCUCUGUAGGAGCUCUAAACCCGCCAGUGUUUAGUUGCCAUGAGAAGAGUGUAAAAGAGGGGUCGGAUACUAUAGAAAAGGGCACUGAAGUGCUUUUAUUCACCUCCAACGUGGGAAAAGAGUACCAUCAGGGAGACAGCGUGUCAUUAGGAAUCAAGCAUGAAGUUGUUGACAUCGACUGUGAUAGUCGAAGAAACAGUUUUAGUCAAGGGGUCGAUCUGCACAGCAACCUCAUCCCGAAGGCGUCCGUCUCCACAGAGGUUCUCGAUCGCGGGUUAGAUGUGGAGGGUGGUACAAAAAGCCCAGACGCCAAGGAGAUUUCUUCUUUUCCGAUCGAAAGAGCAAUGAGAGUAUUCUUCUCGGAAAGCGAGGAGGAUAUGACAGAAGCCCCAGCGGCGUGUGGCCCUAAGGAACCCUCUUCACAUACCAGUCCCACUACUAGCGGAAGCUUGAGUGGUAGUAGAAGUGGUAGUCUGAAGGACUCCUCGCUGGAUGAUCUCGGAUUGCGCGCAAAGUUUUUUUUUCCUUCAUCGUCUUCCCACCAGGCUGAGAGAACUGUAGCGGUACCUAUUCGAGAUUCCACUUUCCAACAGUUGAAUAGUCACACAAGUGAGUGCAAUACCCAAAUCGGAGAGCUUACAAGCAAUUGCUCCUUCAAAGGAAAGAGAAAAAUACAGACCUUCGUAGCACCACAAAACCGAACUCCUACAAAAAAAAUCCCUCAAAGUGGUGAAAGGACACCGUACUUCGCUCCACUAAGUCGCUCAAGUGAGCGAGGUGAAGGGUCGCACUCGACCAUAGAAAAGGUGUUGCCUGUCACGCAUCAGAACUACCAUAGUUUUCAGAGCCAUAGAAAGGGAGGCAACGAAAGUCUAAGGGAAGUUGACGAUACGGCCGUCUGUUUCACCCUUAUCCCCGUCCAAGCACAAGAAGCUGUCAAUGGGGAGGGGGACCAUUGUACGGAAUCAUGCAUCUUUACUUCACCUACUCUCAGAACUAGCGCGGCCGAUUUUUUGAGCAGAGAUAGAGAAUUGAGUGAGAAAUCCAACAUGAACGAUUCUCAUAUAGCUUUGGGUGCUUCAAUAUCCUCGGCUUGGAGAAAAGGUGAUGCUGAGAGAGCAACGCAGCUCUACUCCACUAUUUCAGAUGACAACACUGAUAAAAUAUCCUCUCCAAACACUAAAGAGGUGGAUCAAGAAGGCAUGUGCGGUGGCCCUCUGCAGAGUUACUGGCAUGAACGGAAGGUAGCGCGAGCGCAGCAACCUCAAAGAUCUACGCAUAAUGAAUUAGACAAGCAUUUAGAAUUAUCUGAAUGUUCGAAUACCAUUCUUAGUGAGGACAGUGGUAAAGUAGGGUCAGACCUUCCCUUAGAUAGCUCCACUGCCCUUCCCCCUAGUAGUUGUGGGGCUGGUGUUCAUCGCUCGUCGAAUCUCUCGGCGGCCCCGGAAACGGGGCCAUCCCCACCACCUCCAAUGACUUCUGGGAACCCAUCUUAUGUCAGUGUUGAGAGGACCUCGGGGCCCCUGCAUGUUGAUCCCAUGAAAGGAUUCCCAGUAUUAAGUCACAUAAAUGAUCGGAGUAGUGAAGUUGAACAGUGCUCAGCAUCUAAGCCCUCAUCAUGCUAUGCGCGUACGAACUCCCACAGCAUGUUAUGCUCUUCCAAUGUCCCAGCACAGGUGAUGGUGAAUGACAACGCGGUGCCGAAUGAGGGAAUAGAGUUAAAGAGAUUUCUAAAAAGACAGAUUAAUGAUUUGAACGAUAUUGACAUCUCUGAUAUGGAUACCAAAUUGAGGCGCAGAAUCUCUAUACAAGACCCCUUGGAAGCAGGGGACGUGCUAAUCCAUUCAGAGACAUUUCGCGCUUCCUGUUCAAAUUCAUCAUCUAACAGUAAGGGUACUGAGCUUGAAGCGGCUGAUACCGAGUUUGCAUGGCGUCGUGAUGUCGAAUUAGACGAUGAAAUUACGAUUGAGCUUGAGGACUCUUUGUUGUGGUCGGAGAAUCUAAACGUGAUGACUCUUCUCGACGUGACCCCCCUUUCGUCGGUUUAUCGCGGCCACGUUGUGCGUGAAACUUUGGGUACUGGGGACACGGGCCACCCGGCGGACUCGUCAACUCAGACUGAAACUGUACUCAUGGUGCUGAGGGUAUAUGAGUUGAUGAGUGCAAACCGUCAAGGAUUUACUCACUCUUUUCUCCAACAACGUGCCUUGCAGGUUGCACGGAAAAUGCUGAAAGCUCAAAGAAGACUAGAAGAUGCUGGGUUAGCGGGCCCUUCUGUUCCGACAAGAUCGCUAAACAUGAGGAGUGAGGGUUACGCUGGCAAGCAGGAGUGCCAUGGGUCUGUUUCCGACGAAUAUUUUGAUCGCCCUGUGGUCUGUCGCGGCAUUAUUGAUAUCCACGUCGACUCUUCAAAUCGCAUCAUCGCAAAAUUAGAUACCGAUCCAUAUGGUAUCAGCGUUAGCGACAUCAUCGCCUUCCAGGACACCAUGCUGUCGCGAGACGAGCUCAUUGCGCUGCUGUGGAGUGUGUUAACGUGUCUAUCCUCAUUACACGAGGCCGGCAUCACGCACGGUGCCCUCCAUGGCGGCAAUAUCACACUCUCCACAAACGAUGGUCACUGCACACUAGCCCAGUCAGCGGGUUUGAUGAAUACAAAAAUCUAUCCCGAUGAUUUGUCGAUUUUGCCACCGGCCAAGGCUGCCAUGUUGGCGCCGCUGUUAAGGCGUACAUCUAUCAAACAUGAGGCGGCCGUGCCGCAUCCAGACACGCCUCAGAAGCCCUUCUCAUCAGGGCUGGUAGACGAACUGGAGCUGUGCAUGCUGGAGUUGGAGGAGAAUGCGCCUUGGUAUUCUCCUCAAGCCGCUGAUGAUCUAUAUGCUAUUGGCACCCUUACACUGUUUGCUGUCAUAGGUAUCCCUGUAUUCUACGGGACAACGUACAGAGAGGUGGUCGAAACUCUAGCUGAGCUCCACCGUUUAGUAGUUAGUCGUGAAAUUUGCGUUUCUGAAGCACAAGCGAAUAACGGGGGUACCAAUAGAAGAGGAAGUCUGCGACAAGCACUUUGUGCGCGCAUUUUUCACUUGUGUUUUUCACAGAGUGUCUAUGUGUCCUUGCGUUGCAAACUGGCAGAUUACACUGAAGACUUUCUGAAUAAACUGUUUGAAUUUAUCGUUGAUUCCAUGGCGGCUAGCUUUGGGGUGUUGGACGAUGAAGUGCAGUAUAACAAUGCCGGGGACCUUUUGAAACAUAGCUUUUUCAAAAACCAUUUACCGGAGGGGCAAGAGAGGGGGUCUGAAGUGGUCGGAGAGGGCGAGACAAUGCAAGCCAUACAGGAUACAUUGCAUCGAGUCACGUAUCCUAUAUACACGAAUACCAUACUAAACAAAUCCUUGUGUGGCACGAAACCUUAUAUUGCACGCAUGCACCGGCAUUCGAUAUUUUCCUCACGUUUGACUGCCUUAAAAAAGAGCUGCCAAUGCUUUUGGGGAGGUCACUUCUGGAGAACCGGGAAUGGGGUGCGGAGUAACGAUGAUGAGUGUCUUGCUAUGACUACUGUAGACGGCAUGUGUGCCUUGUGGCCGACCUUGGGGCGAAGACCAGCAGGACAGUGGAGUGUGGUGGUGCCGUGGACGUGGAGCCUUCCUUCGUUUCCCGGGAGAGGUUUGAGUCGCACCAAUGAUCCAAUUCAUUAUGAUCCACACAAUCCUCAUAUGCCGCAGUCGUCCUUGAUCACUCAGCAGAAUGUCAGUAAGGUUAAUGAUGGCUUAACUCAUGAGGCUGUAGGUGGAGAAUUCUACUUUUCUUCAAGUUCCGGCUAUCUGUGCAUGAGACUGUCCCAGUCAGACAACUCUUGUAUCCAGAAUCCAAAUUCACGUCGAUGGGUGUCUCACAGUCAUACGAUCUCUCGGAUCUUUCAAGAAGAAAAGGUGAAACUGGAGAGGCAGGCGGGCUGCGAGGUGUUGCCGCGCUUCCGUACUGUACUCUUCGCAUCCAAGAAAAACUCGUUGCUGAAGCUCCAUCGCGGGCAAAUGGAUUAUUUUUGCGAUGCCAUUGAUACUGUAGUACUCAGAGAUCUCGAAAGCUGUCGAAUCGAGUUGCUCGUGCCGUUUAGGUUUGUUGUGCUGGUUAAUAUGAAACAGUGCCAAGUGUAUUUGGCACCCUGCUUUAUGUGUUAUAUUCAUCAAGUGACGUUCUGCACACCCGUGGUGGUGGCUUGCACAUAUCUAGUGCUGCGCCAUGUCGCGGAUGUGGUACUGCAUUGUACAGCGACCACCCUUAUUUCUGGCGAUGAAACCAGCGGGGGAGGAAACGCGACAAACAGCUUCGAUUCAGACUCCAUUCUUAAGAGUGUUCACUGGGAACCCUACUCACUCGUAUAUCCUGGGCUUUCAGAGGAUUUCUUACUUGUGGGACUCCCGCAAGAGUGCUCAGUUCACGCACGCAGAACUGACGAUAGGAUUGUAUCUUUAAACGUGACACAGGUCUCAGAACAUAUACCACCACAGCAAAGAAGGUCUACUCGUGACUUUAAUUUUAUAAGUGUCGGGUCUCGGACCGACGAUAUUUCCUACUCUCAUGCUUUGGCAGCUUAUGGGAAGCGGUUUAAGCAUUGCGACGACAAUGAGAGUGAUGUGUACUUCUUUUUCAACGAGCUACACAGGAAGGAUGUGCACAUGAUGAAUGUGCAUGGUGGCCCGAAGCCAAAAGUGCAGAGCCUCCCUGAUGAGUCGUAUGCUAAUGCGCACGCCAACGAAUCCAAAACGGCGUCGGGUAACUUUGUCGAAGAGAUCACAUUAGGUGUGAAGCUGCAGCACACCCAGAUAAGUUCAGAUCCAUCUCAGCUCUCAGGAUACCGUGGAAUGCAACAAUGUGGUGGCAGGGGUGUUCACGAAGCAGGCGUUGUAGAGACGAGGAGGCUUUCCUGUGCAUCACAGUGCCCUGUUUUUUUUGUUCUUGACGUCGUUGACGACGUAGUGAUUCGCAAGUGUAGUCACUGCACCGUUUUCUUGGUAGGGUCCGUCGGCAACAUGAUAAUAGAAAACUGUCACCACAUGCGCAUCUUUUACGUUGCCAGGGAGUGUGUUGUCAAUUCGUGUAUGAAUUUGAAGCUCUUUGCUUUGGUCACAGAGUAUAUCGCGUUGGAGCGUUGCCAAGACGUGAUUGUGUCUCCUCUAUUCGUGGAGUGUCCAUACUUCGACACGAUCUUAAGAAGUAUUAUUCAGGAAACCUCAGAAGAAUCCCGAGACUACAUUUUUGAGGCCUACGAACAGCGUGAUAUUUAUACUCUAAACAAAGUUUUCCAAGUUGGUGGACAGGAUGUCUGCCUCAGUGCGUGUGAAAGGGUGGAAGUUCAAGAUUUGGCUUGGUACGAAGAGCAUCCCGAUGAACACCCAAUCCUGCUCUCUGUCUCAGUUCCAGUGUCUGAAGUGCAGGAGGCUGACAUGGAUGUUAUCCGUACCGAGGUAGGCUCCCGAGCGCACGAGGUCUCAGAUGGGGGAAAAGAUAAGAAGAAAUCGGUUUCUGUAGUUGGGAUAUCGUCAUGCAGCUUUUUUAGAGAGUGCUGCGACGCAGCACAGGAGAAUAUGGAUUUAAUCUUUCUACGAUUCCCUUUCAAGAGUAUGUUGUACGAAUGCGUGCCUCCUUACACAAUUAUGGGUGAAGAAGAGUGCAAGGCUUCAAAAUUUGCACAAGUUAUACGUAUACACGACUUAUUCGACCCGUCGUUGCUACGUUUACCUGGGUCUCUUCGUAUUCGGUCAGACUAUUCGCUACAGUCGGGGGGCAAAUCGGCAUGGCAACAAAAUUUGCCCCACGAUCAACAGUCAUACGUUGAAGGCUAUUAUAGUGGUCUGUCUGAUGAAUCAAGAAGUGGCGUGAUGUCUGCAUGUGAUCUCAUUCUUGAGAGUAUUGCUAUGGGGAAGGUGCAUCUUAUCGAGGUUGUGGGCAACCUUUACAUCCGUAAUUGCACGGGCCCCCUCGACAUUCUCGUAUGCGCUGCCAAUUACAUCGUCAUGGAGGGCUGCGUCAAUGUUACCCUUCGUGCAGCCUGUGUUGCCUUUGACGCUCAGGAUUCACAUCACUGUCACAUAGCUCUACACACAAACACACCACCUGGCUUUUUACGGUGUUCUCAUAUGCUUACCUCAGCAUUAAAUGCGGUAAUACCGAGCAUGGAAGAGUUGAUGAGUUGUGCAGGUGUGAAGGCGGAUGUGAACUUCUUCAAUCGCCCAUUCAUUCAUCCUAUCUCAAUGCGGCACGUUACUGAUGGCCUCGAGACUAAUGGAAAGGGGCGGCUGGAAUUGCCACGCAGCAGUACAGUAUUGGAGAAAAAUGACUGUGACGGGUCACAAUUUGAUAUCGUACGGGAGAUCGUCUGUAUAGAAAAACAGACGCGUGUGAAAAGUCUUGAACAGGCUUUUCUGUAUAUCCGGCGACCGAUCGCGGUCGUUCCUCCUCUCCCCAAGCUGCAUGUUAAUCUAAGAGAAAGAAAGAUUCAUUCCAUAGUGCCGUUGGAUAUACAUCUUCCAAAAGAAGAAGAGUCAAGCCAGUCACUAGAGGAUACGUUGAGGAUGGCGUUUGCUUUUAUUGCUGAAAGCGAUCUUCUUGCUCUACACAUGUUAGAAGAGGGUGGUGGUAAACACGAACAGGAAGUCAACAUGGCUCAGCAAAAAGGCAUCUUAGAACAGAAAAUACAUAUCUCCUCUAACACGCGUAUCAUGGAACCUGAGUCAAUAACUGAGUCUACAGAUAUUAAAGAGGGCGAAGUACAAGAGCCCAUGCAAACCCUUCCUACAUCGUCUGCAUCCGCACCGUGGCAUGACUCGAAGGAUCUUCAUUUGUGCCCAACUGAGAACGUUCGGAGACCCCUUCAAGGAGGACCCCCUCUGCUGGAUGAAUCACUGCUCAAAUCACAUGUCUCAUCCCAGCAAAGUCCGCACGUGGAGGUGGAUGUCACUUCGAUUCAAACUCCGGUGAUAGUUUAUCCUUUGCACACCCCAGAUGCAGGAGCAGUUGAUCCGAUUCUGCAAAACGCAAUCAAUGAGGCUUCAUUGACGGGUCGCAGCGCUACUGGGGUUGAUAUCAUCUCACCCAUGGGUGAUAGGCAAGCGGUUUCAUCCGACGUGCAUGCCAACACGCUUUACUAUGGUAGUAGCAGAGCAUUGAACACCAGGACGAAAGAAUCUUCUCUCCAACUCACAGCUGUUACGACGCAGGCUGUGAAACUUGGAUUUCUUCAUCAAGAGCUAGGAGAGAGUCCCAUGGAACUUGGUAAGCGUGAAAUCGGAGAUACCCUAGGGCCUAAAAGCUCAGAAGGGUGCACAUUCAAGAGGCGAUGCCCCAGCCCACAAGGGUAUGACACCCUAGGUCGUGAUUUCGGUCCUAUGCGAUGGGAGUUGGAGAAUGCUAGACGAAGAUAUUGGAGAUGGAGGGAGGAGGAUUUAGAUGGUGCAAUUUUAGCAGCACGUGUUGCUGCUGCCAUCCAGAAAAUAAACGAUUUAUGA
Molecule: messenger RNA, 7515 nt
Organism: Phytomonas sp. EM1
Lineage: Eukaryota; Euglenozoa; Kinetoplastea; Trypanosomatida; Trypanosomatidae
Source: the annotation of a GenBank genome assembly